AUGAAUUUUGGAGAUAACCUGACCAAGUUAUAUGAACGGGCUAGGACAAAUGAUGCGGUUGUUUUGUUCAAUGCCUUUACAAAUAAAUACAUCCUUAGAACACUUAAUAAAACAGAGUUUACGUCACAUUUAGUACAAUCAGCACCUUCUAGAAUAGUUACAGUUACAUUAAUAUACAUGGGUAUUUUAUUAGCUGCAUAUGAAAUUGUGCUACAUACUGGUGUGUUUUUGGGGAUUUGGAAGAAUCCGGCUGAUGAAGUGUUCAAGGAGAUUCCAGUUCACUGUGCACACGUCUAUGUCAACAUAAACCUGAUAAAAAAGGAGGAUGCAAGAAGGAAACAUGAUCAAUCAGUAAAGCCAAAGUAUCUUCUCAAGUACCCUAUUGUGUACCACUUCGAAUUCAGUCCUGAAGAAUACGCACAUGAAGAAUUUGGAACAGAUUUGAAGUUCUUGAAAGGCAAAGUUCAACAAUGGUUUCUGACCUCAGAGGUAUACCAUCACAACAAGGAGGAAAUCAGUGAAGAAAUUACGAUGGAUGACUUCAAAUUCUAUAAUAAACACCGGGAGCUAUUGGUGGGAGACGACAAAUACCUUUGUGAUUUGGAUAUCGGAACAGGAGAAACAGUUUACUGUGUCAUUCAUUAUUAA
This is a messenger RNA of Pichia kudriavzevii, 648 nucleotides long. RefSeq lists its product as uncharacterized. The transcript has a single exon. The record is from RefSeq and is a predicted model, not a curated record. Bases 1 to 648 code for a protein of 215 amino acids. NCBI's taxonomy places the organism in Eukaryota, Fungi, Ascomycota, Pichiomycetes, Pichiales, Pichiaceae.